Messenger RNA from Parnassius mnemosyne (clouded apollo), 1986 nucleotides. The record is from the annotation of a GenBank genome assembly. Lineage: Eukaryota; Metazoa; Arthropoda; Insecta; Lepidoptera; Papilionidae.
AUGUGCGAAGCGGGAACAGGAGAGCUACAAUAUGCGAUACCCCGCGCCGCCCGCUCAGUCUGCCGCUGGCGAGUAAACAGGGUGAACGUUACUGCAUUUUGGCGCGAAAUGGCUUCCUCACAGCGCAAUCGUGCGAUCUCUAUGCGCGAGAUUGCUGAUUUUUUACAGGAUGAUGAUGACUCUGAUAUUGAGGAGGCUCAGAAUGAAGAAAUUGAAGACUUGUUGUCUGACCUGCAAGUGGUUGUGGCCAGUCAAGAAAGGCACGAUGAUGGUGCAGUUGAGGAGGAGGAGCAAUUUCGUGAACCGGUCAACCAGCGAGGGCGUACUGGGGAGCGUACACAGAGAAGGUUUCGGCGCGGGCGUCAGCGCGGCGGCACAGUGCGCUCAACUACACACGGGCGAUCUUCACAAAUGCAGAUUACUCUAAGAGAAAUGGACGAGGCCAAUGGAUGGACGUAUGUGCCAAGAGAACGUCCAUUAGAAGACCCUGUCUUCGAAGAAGUAUGUCGUGUCUUAGCCCCCAUAGAUAAGAAUUCAUCAGAAAUCGACUGCUUUUCAGUCUUUUUCACAAACGAUUUUUGGAAGCUCCUGAAAACUGAAACGAAUCGAUAUGCCGCGCAGAUGAAGACCAAGCUGGCUAGACGAGGACUGCUAAAACCAGGGAGUAUGCUCGAUAAGUGGACACCCGUUACGUUGGAAGAGCUGAAACUUUUUUUCUCCAUAAUAAUUCAUAUGUCGCUAGUGCAUAAAGAAAGCUUUGACGCGUACUGGUCCACAAGAGAAAUUAUACACACCCCAUAUGCGGCCAAACUGAUGAAUAGAGAUCGUUUCAGGGCUAUUUACAGUUGUCUACACCUGAACGACAAUUCUAAAUACAUACCUCGGGGUCAAGAUAACUACGACGCCUUUUUCAAGCUACGGCCAUACUUUGACGAGCUCUGUCGGCUGUGUGCUACCAGUUUUUAUCCUGGGGAAUCCUUGACGAUUGACGAAGGGACGUGUGGCUUUAGAGGCAGAGUACACUUCCGAGUUUUCAAUAAAGAUAAACCCGACAAAUACGGAAUGAAAAUUUAUAUGUUAUGUGACGCAGCGACGGGGUAUAUUUUGAACAUGGUUCCAUAUGUCGGUGAAUCCAAAACGGUUGAGCAAAUAGUCACAGAACUAAGUGAACCGUACUUUGAAAAAUGGCACACGAUAUAUAUGGAUCGAUUUUUCUCCAGCCCAACGGUUGCAGACUUACUCUGGCUGAAAAAUACUCGUGUUGUCGGCACUGUGAUGCCGAACCGGCGUGGCUUGCCCCAAGAAUGGCGACAACAGCUCUUGGAGGUGAAUGAAAUGUCUUUCUGUCACCGUGGGAAUCUCACCGCCUGUAAGUGGAAAGACAAGCGGGACGUCCCCUUCCUGACGACCAAACACGCCGCAACCUGGACAGAGGUGACUGUAAAAGCUAAAGGAGGUCUGGCAAAAAAAAUAAAACCGGACUGCGUCUUAGACUACAAUAAAAAUAAAAUCGGUGUAGACCUGAACGACCAAUACGUGUCUUAUUAUGCCCUGCAAAGGAAAUGUAUGAAGUGGUGGAAAAAAAUGUUUUUCCAUUUAGUAGCAAGGGCCAUGGUGAACUCCAUGGUAAUUUACAACAAACAGCAGCCUGCACGCCGCCAAUUGCGGUUUUCCCAAUUUUUGAUGGCUUGUGGUGAAGGCAUUGUGCCAGCUAGGUCUACUGAUGAUGCAGGUCCAUCUCAUGGAGCUCACCUGAUCGCCAAGACUUCGAGAUUAGUGGGAAGACACUUCAUUGAAAGAAUUCCAAGUACAGAAAAGAAGACAAAAGUGACGAGAGUGUGUAAAGUUUGUGCCGACACUAUCAAACACGAAACUGGAAAAAGAGGACGCAAGGAGACUGUUUUUUACUGCCCGGACUGUAAUGUGCCACUGUGCAAUGACCCGUGUUUUAAAAAAUAUCACACGGUAAAGAAUUACCAUCUAUAA